AUUUGCCCGGCACCAGGGACAAAGCUGAUCCUUGAACUCUCGGUUCCACAUUGCCACAACCAGUGAGCAGUAACAGGGCUCAUUUGGGCUUAUCAGCCUUCCAGCCCAGCCCCUGCCUGGAAACAUAAAUAGGCCAGGGAGAGCUGGAUGCACAGAGACUGACUCAGAGACUUGCCUGACAGCUCCAGGGAGGUCGCCCACACCCUUCAGGAUGAAAGCUGUGGUGCUGGCUGUGGCUGUGCUCUUCCUGACUGGGAGCCAGGCUCGGCACUUCUGGCAAGGAGAUGAGCCCCAGACCUCAUGGGACCGCAUGAAGGAUUUUGCUGCCCUGUAUGUGGAUGCAAUCCAAGAGAGUGGCAAAGACUGUGCGGCCCAGCUGGAUGCCUCUGCCUUGGGAAAACAGCUAAACCUGAAUCUCCUGGCCAACUGGAACACCUUGACGUCCACUUUCAAUAAUCUGCGGGAGCAGCUUGGUUCGGUGACCAAGGAGUUCUGGGAUAACCUGGGAGAAGACACAGUAUGGCUGAGGCAGCAGAUGAACAAGGAUCUGGAGGAGGUAAAGCAGAAAGUGCAGUCCUACCUGGACAACUUCCAGAAGAAGGUGAACGAAGAGGUGGAGCGCUACCGUGAUAAAGUACAGCCACUGGGCAAGGAGCUGCACAAAGACGCCCAACAGAAGCUGAAGGAGCUGCAGGAGAAGCUGGCCCCGCUGGGCCAGGACAUCCGCCAACGCGCACGCGAAUACGUGGACGCCCUGCGCACGCACCUGGGGUCCUACACCCAGGGGAUGCGCCAGGGCCUGGCGAAGCGGUUGGAGGCGCUCAAGGAGAGCGCUCCCGUCUCCGAGUACCAGGUCAAGGCCAGCAAGCACCUGAAAACAUUUAGCGAGAAGGCGAAGCCCGCGCUGGAGGACCUUCGCCAGGGCCUGAUGCCCGUGAUGGAGAGCUUGAAGGCCAGCUUCCUGAGCUCCAUCGACCAGGCCUCCAAGCAGCUGAGCGCCCAGUGACGUGCCGGCUGCUGCCACCGCCUCCUCCCUUCCCCACCAUUCAGUUUCUUAGAAUAAAUGUUUCCGAAGUGGAAAA
Molecule: messenger RNA, 1082 nt
Organism: Heterocephalus glaber (naked mole-rat)
Lineage: Eukaryota; Metazoa; Chordata; Mammalia; Rodentia; Bathyergidae
Gene: Apoa1
Product: apolipoprotein A1
Biological process (GO): phospholipid efflux; cholesterol efflux; acylglycerol homeostasis
Cellular component (GO): extracellular region; chylomicron; very-low-density lipoprotein particle
Molecular function (GO): phospholipid binding; cholesterol transfer activity; phosphatidylcholine-sterol O-acyltransferase activator activity
Source: RefSeq, a predicted model, not a curated record